Molecule: messenger RNA, 1677 nt
Organism: Scleropages formosus (Asian bonytongue)
Lineage: Eukaryota; Metazoa; Chordata; Actinopteri; Osteoglossiformes; Osteoglossidae
Gene: mrgbp
Product: MRG/MORF4L binding protein
Exons: 5
Coding region: 35-640 (201 amino acids)
Biological process (GO): regulation of transcription by RNA polymerase II
Cellular component (GO): NuA4 histone acetyltransferase complex; nucleus
Source: RefSeq, a predicted model, not a curated record
GCUGAGUCUCCGGUCCGGUCGACGAUCAAGGAAGAUGGGCGAAGCGGAGGCGGUUCAAACGGACGAAAAACAUUCGGAUUCGGCCAUCAGUCCGACAGAGGAUUCGGUGGUGUGGAGCCAGGAGGUGGAGGUCUGUCUUUUCCACGCCAUGCUGGGCCACAAGCCGGUCGGUGUGAAUCGUCACUUCCACAUGAUCUGCAUUCGGGACAAAUUCAGCCAGAACAUCGGCAGACAGGUGUCCUCCAAGGUGAUAUGGGACCACCUGGGGACCAUGUACGACAUGCAGGCUCUGCACGAAUCUGAAAUACUACCCUUUCCCAACUCUGAGAAGGCUUUUGUUCUUCCAGAGGAAAUAAUUCAAGAAGUGAAAGAAGGCAAGGUGGGGACAGAGGAGGAGGUCAAAGAAGAUACAAAGGAGGAGAGGGACCCGACGUCGACGCAGGAAGAAGGCAGCAGCUCUGUGAAGACGACCGAAAAAGGCAGCAGCAAAGACAAGGAGAAAGACAAAGAGAGGGGUUCAAGUGAGAGUUCAGCGAAGGAGGCGGCCGACAAGCGAAAAAGGAACCGGGUGACCGAGAAGGUGCUCAGUUCCAGCAGUAACCCCUCCAGCCCCGGUGGGGCCAAGCGCCGCAGGACAUAGCCAGCAGGGGAGGGCUGUCAACCUGGGGAUGGCAUCACCAGCAGGAGCGAAAGCAGACAGAAGAUCUGUACUUAGUACUGCUCCGUGAGGCAGUGAGAGGGGGAUUGAAGCCAACAGUGCAAAGCUACGCAACAAAGCAGAGAGUCAGGGAGUGGUGGGAUAGAAGGCACACAAGUGUUUCGCGUAUUAGAUCACAGGCAAAAUGGAGGCCUGGAGGGGUUAUCUCUGCAGACUAAGUAAACCAGAUGGCCUCAUGCAGUCCAAGGAAUUGCUGUGUAGAUGAAUUUGGUGACCUGCUUAAGUUUCUAGUUUUGGUGGGAUUUUAUAACUGUGAAGGGUUUCUUGUAGACUAGACUGCAGGGAACUGACACUGUCAAUUGCAGUGCUGUUAGUGUUGGACGUCUAUGGAGAGUAGCUGUAUUGAGGUGUGCAUGUUAUCUAAAUAGCUGGGCUGAGCCCUUGUGCCACAUUCACAGGGCUGUAAAGGAUGUAGAACAUGGGAUAGUUUCUAGUGAUUGUUUUAAUUUAGCAGGAAUCUUGGGCCAUUUCAAGAAACGACAUUCAUUCUAUUCAGUGACUGGUUUAUCACAUAGAGGGCAUACAGAUUUAAAACAUUUGUGCUGCAGUCACAUGGAGAAGGUUUAGACUCGUCUUUGAAUUCACCACAUUGAUGAGAAGCCUGAGAUAGCAGCACUGUACUUUGAGGAAAGCGUUUCUGCCAAGGAUGAGUUAUGAGAGUUCCCUUGUCAUUUCUUGAAAUUUCUCCUCGCAAAACUUUAUGAAAAUUGUAAGUCAUUUCUUGAAUUGUAAAAAAAGAAAAACACUAAUAUGAAGCCGAGUAUAUGUACGUGUAGGUAUCUUUUAUAGUGCUAAUUCUGCUUCCUCCCCUUUCAUUGUUUCAGAAUGAAAAAGCAUGUGGAAAUGUUGCACUUCAGCAUUAGUGCUCAGCAGUUAUGUGUUCAAUGUAUUUGUGAUUUUAUGGGUUGAGAAAGAUGGAUAAUUUCACUCCUUGUACCAUUUCCUAAACAUGAUCAGUA